AUGGUUCUCGCUUCAAACCCAAUCCGAGGUGCCAGUCCAAGCUCUCCUUCAACUGAUCUCGGCGCUUGCCCAGUCGAUCUGCGGUCAGGCUCUGCGCGCCAACCCGUCGACUCUGUGCCAGAGUCGCGAGUUCGCGGAAUAUCGCCGUCUCCUCAACUUCCUUCUCGAUGCUCGCUUGCUCACUCCCCUGACACCUGCUCGACGCACACGACUCUUUUGAACAGCCUCUAUUUUUCCCCUUCCUUUCCUUUCUCGACAUCCUCUUCUCCCUCCUCUUCAUCCUCGUCUGCUCCCUCCUCUUCAUCCUCGUCUUCACCCCCCUCUUCGUCCGCGUCUGGUCCCUCCUCUACGUCUUCGUCUUCUCAUUCCUCUUCAUCGUCUUCUCAUUCUUCUGCAUCGUCUUCUCAUUCCUCUUCUUCGUCGACAUUCUUUUUCUCUCGGCCCCACAGUGCAGAGUGCCGCGCGUGUCCUGUGUCUCGCGCUCCUCCCAAUCCGUCUCCCCCCCAACUUUUGUUUUCUCUCCUUCCCUUUCUGUGGCCCGCGGCCCUGUCGGAUCGUCUCCGCGUCUUGGGCUCCUUGGCCUGUCUCGUCACUGCGAAGGUGCUGACCAUUCAGGCGCCUCUCCUCCUCGCCAGCCUUGUCGACGCCUUCCAAGUGCUACCCCACGCUGCCUCGCCCCUCUCUGCAGGAGUCCCCUCGGCCCUGUCCCCGGGAGACACCUCGGCCCUUUCGCCGUCGGCGUCUGGUUCGCCGGACACGCCGGUUCCUGCGGAGAGGCUGCACGACGCCGAGAAGCCGCGCACAUCCCUUGGCGAGUCGGACGGGCGCGACGAAGGAGCGACCGCUCGGCUGUCUCCGUCUCUCGAGACGGGCCGGCCUGCCGCCGCAAGUGUCGAGCGAACCGAGACGUCUGGCGGCGACAGCGACCGGGAAGAUGCUCACGCUCUACACGCUGCUUCCCAUUCGUUGAGAACUGAACACCUCGGAAAUGCAGCUAGCAUCGCCUCCGUUCCAAUAGGAAUUGUCUGUGGAUUCCCCGUUGCCAGAAUUGCCGCCACAGGAUUUAACGAACUUCGGUCCACCUUGUUUGCGCGCGUUAGUCAGAGCGCGAGCUGCGAUUUUUCUUGCCACGCCUUUCUUCACCUCCACUCUCUCGCCUUCUUCCACGACAAAAGGGCUGGCGAAUUGUCUGUGCUGAUCAGCCGCGGCAUCAAGUCUGUCACCAGUCUCCUGAACGUUCUUCUUUUUCAGCUGGUACCAACGGUUCUCGAGUUUGCUCUCGUCCUCUACCUGCUUGGAGGGAAGGUCGGCGGCCCCUUCGCGUGCAUCACUUCGCUCACGAUGGCUGCCUACGUGGCCUUCACGACGGCGGUGACUGCGCGACGCACAAAAAUCCGGAAAGCAAUGACAGCGGCUGAACAACAGUCCGUGGGACUUUUGGUCGACUCGCUUGCGAACGCAGAAGCUGUGCGCUUCUUCACGGCGGAGAAGGAAGAGUUGGCGCGCUUCGCGGCCGUACAGAGACGCUACGCGGAGAAGAACAUCCUGGUGAACGAGAGUCUGGCCUUCCUAAACUUUGGCCAGCAGUUCAUUUUCAACCUCGGUGUCCUCGGCUCUCUCGCCUACACCGCCUCGCAAGUGGCUGCAGGCCUCCUUCCGGUCGGACACAUUGUCCUCGUCAGCAGUCUGCUGCUCCAGCUCGCCGUGCCCCUGAACUUUGUCGGCACGAUCUACCGGGAGACGAGUUUGAACCUGGCCGACUUGGAGAAGCUCUACGAGCUCCUCAACCACCACCCGCCGAUCCAGAACCCGCCAAACGCGAAGCAGUUUGCAUUGCAGGGCGGCGCGCUCACGCUCGACAAUGUCAGCUUCUUCUACCCGCCUUCGGUGCUCCGUGCAGCGCCUCCUGGAGCCGCGCCAAGGCCCGCAGGCGACGCGCAGACACCGCCCGAGGCUGCGCGCAGACUCCUGCUGGACGGUGUCUCCUUCUCAGUAGCUGCCGGGGAGAAAGUGGCGAUUGUGGGGCCGAGCGGAGUGGGAAAAAGCACGCUGAUCAAGUUGCUCUUCCGCAUGUUUGAUCCGGCCAAGGGCGCCGUGCGCAUCGACGGCCAAGACGUCAAGGAAUUGGAUCUCCAUUCUUUCAGACGACACAUUGGCGUGGUACCGCAAGACAUGGUUCUCUUCAACGACACCGUUGAGUUUAACAUCAAAUAUGGCUGCCCCAACGCGACAGACGACGAGAUGCGGGCUGCUGCCAAGCAAGCAGAGAUCGACGACAUGAUUAUGAGCAUGCCGGACGGCUACAAGACGGUCGUGGGCGAGCGCGGCCUGAAGCUGAGUGGCGGCGAGCGGCAGCGCAUUGGCAUCGCGAGGUGUCUUUUGCGAAAUCCGGCGAUUGCGAUAUUUGACGAAGCAACCAGUGCGCUAGACUCCCACACGGAACAGAAGAUUUUGAAAGCAUUUCGUGCGAUGGCGAAAGGCCGCACCACCCUCGUGAUUGCGCAUCGGCUCAGCACCAUUGCCGACGCCAACAAAAUCAUUUAUUUGAAGGACGGAAGAAUCGCAGAGAUGGGCACACACGACGAGUUGCUUCAAAACCCUGAUGGCCUGUACAGGGCUCUCUGGGAGUCUCAGCAACAUCAGGAUAAAGGUGAUGCCAGGCAGGCGUGGCGUGAGCCAACGCUGAGAUAA
This is a messenger RNA of Neospora caninum, 2691 nucleotides long. Its product is annotated as Abc transporter, related. The record is from RefSeq and is a predicted model, not a curated record. NCBI's taxonomy places the organism in Eukaryota, Apicomplexa, Conoidasida, Eucoccidiorida, Sarcocystidae. Gene Ontology annotation, molecular function: ABC-type transporter activity; ATP hydrolysis activity; ATP binding. The transcript has 9 exons. Gene Ontology annotation, biological process: intracellular iron ion homeostasis; transmembrane transport. Gene Ontology annotation, cellular component: mitochondrial inner membrane. Bases 1 to 2691 code for a protein of 896 amino acids.